UUUUUUUUUUAACGGGAAUGUCCACCGCGCCGCUGCUGCUUGCGUUGUAGAGGAGAGUCCCCUUUAACAAACCUCCCCGCGUCACUGGGAUGCGGCUGCUGGCUCUCCGCUUCUCACCACCACCACCAGUCUGAGCCUAAUUAGGAAGAUGACAUCCCAGCCACAACAACGCUACCUGGUCUUGUUCGACUUUGACGAGACCAUCGUCAAUGAGAACAGCGACGACGCCGUCCUGCAGGCGCUGCCGGACCCGCACCUUCCUGAUUGGCUGAAAAACAGCUACCGCGAGGGCCACUACAACGAGCACAUGCAGCAGAUUUUGGCCUUCAUGUCCGAGCAGGGCGUCUCCCCCGACGCCAUUCAAUUGGCGGUGGAAAAGAUCCCUCCCACUCCUGGUCUCCUCAACCUGCUGCAGUUCCUGCAGAGCCACCAGCAGGAUUUUGAGCUGGCGGUGGUUUCGGACGCCAACAUGUACUUCAUCGAAACCUGGCUGAAGCAGGCGGGGGUGCGCCACCUCUUCAGGAAGAUCUUCACUAACCCGGCCAGCUUCGACGAUGACGGCCGCCUCGUGCUGCUGCCUUUCCACGCACACUCGUGCCCCCAUUGCCCUGACAACAUGUGCAAGCAGGUGAUCCUGAGAGAAUACCUGACUGUCCGUCAAAAGGAGCGCGGCGGCGCCUCCUUCCAACGCGUAUUUUACAUUGGAGACGGGGCCAAUGACAUAUGCCCCUUGCUAGUCCUGGGGCCCCGGGACACGGCCUUCCCUAGGAAGGACUUCCCCAUGCACAGGCUGCUGCUGGAGUCCCAGGGAAGCAAGUUUAAGACCAACAUGGUUCCCUGGAGCAGAGGCCAGGACGUAGUGGACUGUUUGAAGAAGAUCAUGGAAGAAAGAUGAUGACGGAGGAAAACAACAAUUGUAACAAAAAGGUGCUCACAUAAAGUAUGUCCAUUCUAAUCACUGAAACAUAUUAUAUUACUCUUUCACUGUUAUAAUUGCUAAUGCAAACUAGCAACCAUAUUUACUCUUCAUUAGGCAACAAAGAGAACUAGCUCCCAGAAUAUCGUUUUUUUUUUACGCAUUAAGUGCAGAAAAUCAAUUAUAAAAAUUAGUGUUUAACAGUUCAUUUGUUAGCUUGCAGGCUAAUUCCGAGUCAGACGACCUGAACAUACUGUUUUUCCCUCAUUGGAGGAAUGGUUUGAUCAAUAGUCACACCACGGGAAAACAAUAUUUCUUCAAAAAAUGACCGGGUCUCUCUGAGGUUGAGGGAAUAUCUUUUUAUUGCGACUCAGGCGACAAAAUAUAAAAUAUACAGUAUUUUUGCAAGCAGAAGUAAGAAUAUAUGAGCCUGGUCAAAUUAGCCUUUGUCUGUCCAUUCGUUUGCUAGCAAGCUAAUUCCUGGUUUACAGGCUAUGACCGGGCAGUUUAAUUUGUCUUUCUGGGCCAGCGUGGGAUGGAUUUUAUUGUGACUUGGGUGAUAUAUAUCCUCUAUUUUAACAGAACGAAAAAAAAUGUGAAUGAUUAAAUUAGUAUUUGUCUGUCCGUUUACUAGCUAACAUGCUACUUCUUGGUUUAUAGACAAUGACAAAACCUAUAAUUUUUCCUUCUAGUUGGAUUGGUUUUAUUGUGAUUUAGGCAACAAAAUAGAAAAUAUACAUUAUUUAUUUUAAAAUAACUAAAUAUCAAAUUGUGACUGAUCAAAUUAGUAUUUGUCCAUCCGUUUGCUAGCGAACAUGCUACUCCCAGGUUUACAGACAAUGACAAAACUUUAUUUGUCCAUCUGGGCUGGGGUGGGAUUGGUUUUAUUGUGAUUUAGGUGACAAAAUUGAAAAUAUACAGUAUUUAUUUUAACAUACUGUAACUAAAUGUCAUGUGUGCCUGAACAAAUUAGUAUUUGUCCAUUCGUUUGCUAGCUAACAUGCUACUUCCUGUGUUACAGACUGAUUGAUUGAUUGAAACUUUUAUUAGUAGAUUGCACAGUACAGUACAUAUUCAGUACAAUUGAACACUAAAUGGUAACACCCGAAUAAGUUUUUCAACUUGUUUAAGUCGGGAUCCACGUUAAUCAAUUCAUGGUAAACAUGGUAAGACAAUAAUAACACCUUAUAAUUAGCCUUUUUGGGGUGGGGACGAUUGUUUUUUAUUGUAAUUUAAUCAACAACAUAGAAAAUGUACAAUAUUUAUUUUAACAGAAGUAAAAAAACAAUCAAAUUACUAUUUGUCCGUUUGUUUGUUAGCUAACAUGCUACUUCCUGUAAGAUGCUAAGACCUUUCUAUCUGUCUUUCGAGAGUAUGGGCUAAUCAGUUCCAGCGUGACUUAGGCCACAAAAGAGAAAAGCUAUAUUCUAUUUUUUUCUAACGAAAGCAGAAUACAUCAUGACACAUCUAAUUAGCCUUUGUCCAUCCGCUUGUUAGCGAGCAGGCUACUUCCUUUAACAUACCGUUUUUGUUUCUGGAGCAGUUUUACAGUCACAAUCCACAAGCCAAGAAUAAUUAGCUGCCUCCUGGUUUGUGGAAAUUGACGUUAGAUGGACAAGAGCCCUACCAUUUUAUUUUUAUAUUCUUUAAACAAACGCGUAAAAAUAUUGUCCUUAUAUUUCUCAGCGAGCGUGCUACUUUGCGGAUCAUGAAAAAAUGAGGAACAAUCCUAGCAUGAACGAACCAGACCACAAAUCACAAAGCCACACCUACUGAUAAAAGCACCAAUAUGUAUUACUGUUGACACACAGGACAAGUGAUCGUUUAUGUGAUUGUCGUGUGAUCAAGCACCUCGUAGACAAUGUCUUUAUCUCAGCAAACGAUCACCAUUUAGUAUUGAAACAAAGGUGCUUUGUGAUCUGAGGACCAUUUAAACUCAGGUCCAACGACCCUAGGUCCCUCAUUCAAGUGCAGAUCAAAUGUUGCCCUUGAGUUCAGGUGACAGUCGCACUGAUACCUAAUCUAAAGGUAAUCGAGAACAAUACCAGUGUAAUCUACACCACCCACACACACACAUAAAGGGAACAUCAGUGUUUGCACUUUGGGCUCUGACUCAAACACGUGUGCGGUAUUGCUAUGAUUACUACCAGCAAUAUUUGUGUUUAAUGUAGUCUGCAAUAGCAAGUAUAGGACCGGGUGUCCCGAAUAAUUUUUUCCUCUAUUGUUGACGAUGUGUCCUAAUAAUGACAGAAUUAUGUUUUUUCACUGUUUAUUUGCUCUAGGAGUGAUAUGUGUAAUACAAUAAGAGCAACCUGUCAAUGUGCAAUAAUGACUGCAAUAUAAUGUACAAGAGUUUUAUGGAUAAAUAAGGGAAUAUAUUUUUCAUGACUUUUAUUUGCUCUGCUUGUUUGCUUUAAUGUGAGUGCAAUGUCACGGAAAUGUGCAACAAGGAAUAUAAAGCCAUCAUGUCACCA
Molecule: messenger RNA, 3390 nt
Organism: Nerophis ophidion (straightnose pipefish)
Lineage: Eukaryota; Metazoa; Chordata; Actinopteri; Syngnathiformes; Syngnathidae
Product: probable phosphatase phospho1
Exons: 2
Coding region: 149-895 (248 amino acids)
Molecular function (GO): phosphatase activity
Source: RefSeq, a predicted model, not a curated record